Messenger RNA from Lecanosticta acicola, 1777 nucleotides. Lineage: Eukaryota; Fungi; Ascomycota; Dothideomycetes; Mycosphaerellales; Mycosphaerellaceae. The record is from the annotation of a GenBank genome assembly.
AUGGCACGUUCGAUAAGCAUUGUUUCUCCGCCUCCAUAUAUCGUGAGCCUGCCUGAGGCUGCUCAGGGCUUUGGCUUCAAUGAGUACGUCCUCCAGCCUCCCGAAUCCUCGCAAGUGCUGCUGAGACGCUCGGCAUGCCGUUCUUUCCCGAGUACGCUGAUGGAAAACGGAGUCAGAACGGUUCUGGAGCUGUAUCCCAGAGGCUGCAACUACAUCGACGACCAUGGCACUGUUCAUCGGAACUGUACCAUUGCGUGUCAGCAGCCUGAACUGGUAUGGGACAAUAUGCGCACUUUCCACAACUGUCUUGCGUAUCCGGCCGUAUCGCAAUGGCUGUCCAACGACAACGACCUGGAUCAGAAGAGCAUCGAUGCGGCGCUCGAGAUGGGGUUCGUGCCGUAUUUCAAUUUGACGCAUGUCGAGGAUCCGGUACAGGGCUGUCUGCAGAGCUUUUAUGCAAAGUCGGCAGAUGAUAAGGCGGAGUGCUGGGGGAAGGAGUACAAGGUCAGCCAUUCUACUUGGUCUUCGUGAUGACGAUAUGCUGAUUUGGUUCUAGACUCCACAGGCGAUUGCCAAGGCUGCUUGUGAUUAUUUCCAUCCGAGCCCGAACCUGGAUAUUGGAGGCAUUGGAGCUUAUCUGAGCUAUCUGAUCCAGUUGGGUAUACUGGUGAGUUUCUCAAUACAUCCCCAUACUCCUUGGAAUGCACGUUGCGCUAGCGAGCGCUGCGGUGUGGUCUCAGUCAUACUGACCACCUCAAUCCACAGGCGUACGCCUACUUACACACCCGUAUCAUGUCUACUUGGGCCAGUUGGAUUGCAUGGCUCAUCUAUCUGGUGAAAGGGCGCAAGAAGGUAUAGCAUGCCGCGGUGACCCUCGGCACUGCAUGCCCUCUCGAGUGUCAUCGCUGACCACAUCAUCUCAGGCCGAUCAAAAGGCUCUCGAAGUGCAAAACCGCGUCGACGACUCUCACCAACAAGCUGCCCUCCUCUCAUCGCUGGUUGAGUUCCAAAAGGCACAGAGCUACUUUGCCCUCACUCUGCAAGGCUCCGCGAUUGCCGCACUAGCUGGCAGCGGUGCGAUGUUCGAUGCAGAUUCCUUCAGACAGUUGCGCUUGACCGUCUAUCUUCUUGGCGACGUUGCAGUGACCGGAAUCGUCUGCAUCACCUCUGGCUUGUACAUCCUCCACAAUGCCGGCAAACAGAAUGGAUACACGACCUUGCUCUCUGUGCUGGCGUACUUUGUUUCUCUGGUCGUCUGGAUCCAGACACGACUGCCAUUGCACAGUUUGGGAGAAUUGACCAUGCUCCACCAGGACUUGCCAGCUUGUGGAUAUAAGUCGCCCGCGACAUACUGUAGGCUGCCGUCCAAAAUCAUGACAACUCUGAGAUCUCUCAACUAAUACUCCCAGGCGCUGCGGAUCUCCGACCUGUUACCAUCUUCGAAAGCGUCGCCAUCGCGCUCUGCAGCCUGACACUGCUCAUGGUCGUCAUCCUUCAACGCACGCGACUGAGUGACUACAAAUGGGAAACUCUCGGCAUGCGCCACUGGGUGCCGGAAGCCGUCGAAGCCAUCCACGCCGGGUUUGGCUUGGCGAUUCUAGUACAGAUGAUCACCAACGGAGAAAUGAAAGCCGUGGGCAGCGAAGUGCAAUGGACUUUUGCACAGCUGCUUUCCGUCACGAUCUGGGCGCCAUUAAUUGUGGAAUAUGUAUACGCGGCGGCACGGGGUGUCAAGGCUAUGCAGGAACACCGGGUCUUCGACGAGGAGGAUGAAUAG